GCAGUGGUGGCAGAGCUCACACACACCACUCGUACCACUCUAUGGUACUACUAGUCGAUCCACUCGAUCAUCCCCUCAUUGCUAAGAACAUUAGUAAUGACGGUGUGAACGCAAUGGGAGAGACGAAAAGACAGAGGACUUCGUAUACGAGAUAUCAAACGCUAGAAUUGGAGAAAGAAUUUCAUUUUAAUCGUUAUCUAACGAGAAGACGGCGGAUAGAAAUCGCGCACUCCUUAUGCCUCAGCGAAAGACAAAUCAAGAUUUGGUUUCAAAACAGAAGAAUGAAAUGGAAGAAAGAACAUAAGAUGCAAAGUGUAGUUCCGCCACAAUUACCUCAAAUGUUAGGUCCAGUCGACCAUCAUUUGCAUCAUUUGCAUGAAACCAAAGCGUGAACUCAUUGAGCGUCGAAAAUAUUAAUAUAAAUAUUUAAGAAUCGUUUAAACAUUCAAUUAUACAAAAACAAUACACAAACACAUCAAUUGAUAGGAAAACACUUUUACCAAAUAUUAUUAUCGAUAAACAAAUUAGCAUUAAUUUAAUCAUAAAUUCAUUUUAGAUAAAAACGACUCAAUAAUUAAAGACAUUAAUGGAUAAAAGGAAAACAUUUCCCUAAAGGGAUAAUAAUUGCAUAAUAUCUGCAAAAGAGAGUCAGAAUUUCUUUUUUAUAUCGAAAUAACUGUUUUUUAAUUGAUAUGAAACGGGACUUAAAAAAUUUUAUGUGAAUUGGAGAUAAUAUUUCGAUAUACUGUCGCUAUGUU
Messenger RNA from Medioppia subpectinata, 758 nucleotides. NCBI's taxonomy places the organism in Eukaryota, Metazoa, Arthropoda, Arachnida, Sarcoptiformes, Oppiidae. The record is from the annotation of a GenBank genome assembly.